Sipha flava (yellow sugarcane aphid) is the source of this 1650-nucleotide messenger RNA. RefSeq lists its product as uncharacterized. Gene Ontology annotation, biological process: GPI anchor biosynthetic process; protein localization to plasma membrane. The annotation marks the transcript as partial. The record is from RefSeq and is a predicted model, not a curated record. Lineage: Eukaryota; Metazoa; Arthropoda; Insecta; Hemiptera; Aphididae. Gene Ontology annotation, cellular component: membrane; endoplasmic reticulum. Gene Ontology annotation, molecular function: glucosaminyl-phosphatidylinositol O-acyltransferase activity. The transcript is spliced from 2 exons.
AAACCAGUAAAUUCAUCACAAAAUUUGUUGUAAAAAAUAUGCCGGCACAUAUAUUUUAUUUGCUAUCUAGACAGGUAUUAGGUACUAACUAACAUUCAUUUUCUUUAUUUUAACUCAUCGGAAUUGUAUAAUGAAACGAAAAGAUAAUAUGUUUCAUGAUUUUCGUUUAUCAAUAUGAUUUGUGUCUGUGGGGAACAAUCAGAAUGUUAGUUACAGCUGUUAAUGGUACAUGAUAGAUGAAAAACAUAGUACUCUAUACUCGGUGAAACGAUCAGCAAGAUGAACAUAGAUUAUAAAGAACUGCAUAAAGAAGCGAUAUCUAACCAAAUGGGCUCGUCGUUAAUUGAAAUAUAUACAACUCUGUUUCCAUUACCUGUUCAUUUAAUCAUAUUUGUAUGUAUGUCUAUUGGUACGAAGUACAGUGAAAAAAUAUACUCUCCAACUGUUUGGAUGUUUCUUUUUGAGUUUGUUAUCUUAGUGCUACCAACUGUAUUUAAUUUGACUUUGCUUUCAGAAUAUCCAAAUGCUCAGUUUGUGUUUUAUCUUUUCGUCUUUGUAUUUCCAUUCACUUGGUUGUUGUUCAACCAUAAUUACAUAUCAACAAAUGACAUCAAAACAUUAAAAAGUCCCUACAUAACUUUCUACAGAUUUAUGCUUAAUACGUAUACAGUGUUUUGUAUUCUUGGUGUUGAUUUUAAUGUGUUCCCUAGACGUUUUGCCAAGACUGAAAAGUAUGGUCAUAGCAUUAUGGACAUUGGUGUUGGAUGUUAUGUUUGUUCUAAUGCUUUGUUGUUUAAUAUUCCUAAAUUGCAUAAUAUAACAAAUAAUGCGUUCAAAAUUUUCAAACAAAUAUUGCCAUUACUCAUAUUAGGAAUUGGUCGUACAUACUUUGUUACCAAGUCAAAUUAUCAUCAUUAUGUGUUUGAAUAUGGUGUACAUUGGAAUUUUUUCAUGUCUUUAGCUUUCCUCAAAAUGAUCAACUUGUUUAUUUUACCUUUCAUUAGUAAAUGUUGUCUAUCUGGUAUUGCAACCGUUUUAGUUGUAAUCUAUGAAAUUGUCUUAAACUGUGGUCUUGCAGAAUGGAUAAUGAGUGAUGCUAAACGUGAUACAUUUUUCUCAGCAAACCGUGAAGGCAUUCUAUCUCUAAUUGGUUAUGAAGCCAUAUUUUUAUAUUCUUUGUCAAUGAAAUGGCACAUCUCUGCUUUUGUGAAAAAAGAUCACUUAAUAAAUAAUAUGUUUCUCUUAAUCGUAACCUUUUCUUUAACUUUUAUAUUAUUUUUACUUGCAUCAUUACUAAGUUAUUUUAUUGGAAUUUCUAGAAGAUUAGCAAAUGCUGGUUAUGUUUAUUGGAUAUUAUCAGUAUCUUCCUAUCUUUUAUUCAUGUCAAUAAUUAUGGAAAACUUAAUUACUGUAAAUUUACAAAGGAUUGGCCGACUAAAUAAAUUCAAUAAUAGAGUUUCAUUAAUUAUAGAUAGUAUAAAUGAUAAUUUAUUUUUUUUUUUUUUUUUUGCUAAUAUUGUUACUGGAGUUAUAAAUAUUUGUAUUUACACUUUAACUAUGAAUACUGUAAUUAGUUUAACUAUUUUGUCUUUAUAUAUGUUCACUAUUUUUUUCAUGGUUUUUAAUUUACAUAAUUAUAAAAAUAAAAUA